AUGCAUAUUCUCAGUCUUUUUCUAACGUCCUUCAAUAUCUCCCCUGUUUCUCUCAAAGACUCCCGUUUGUCCCUCGAUGCAUUUAGUGUAGCAGGACUCUUUGGUGGAGCCGAGACUGUAUCUGCGAUGGCGACAGUCCAUGUGUACGAAGGAAGAAAAUAUCUAGGAUGGCACAACUCACCUGGUGCAUACGGGGUCUCGCAACGCCUCUCGCAGCUUGCUGCCUCUCGGUUCUCGAACGGGCUCUACCCCGGCCCGGCUGCAGACCCCACAACGCUGGUCGGGGUCGAAGCCCUGAAAGGGCCCAAGUUCAAGUCGUUCACUUCGGGGACAGUGCUGCCCCACUCGGGCCAUCUCGGAGCACUGGUGAUGAACGAAUGCAAGGAGAUGAGAGGCGAGAGCGUCCCAGGGAGAGAGAGAAAGGGGGCGGAACUGUUCGUCGCCGUUCUGGAUCUGGCACGAGUGCCGAAGUACGAGAUGAACCCAAGACUGCCUAAAACAUGUUCCUCCCUGCUUGCAAGUAUACCGAUCGUGACGAGCAUAGCCACUUGCGCACUCAGUGGAUUAUAUGGAGAUUGGUAUUCUUGUGGCACAAUCUUCCUGGGUAUGACCACUGGUGGUAUCGCAGCUUGGGCACUCGGGUCGGGUCGACUUACCUUCACGCACCCGGAGCCGGCGCCGAGUUGUCCGCUCGGGGACGGAAUCCUGGAGGGCGACUCUGGGGUUGCGGUGCUCCUCGGCCAGGAAGGCGCCGUCAAUGCCAUUACGAGAGGGCGGUUCUCCUUGCAGUUCAGAAACGAGCGCGAGUUCAAGAAUAUCCGCAUCGCGGCGGCGCUCUUGACCUUGCAAUUCAUCGCACAGCUCCUCCUCGUGCCACAGGGCUCGUUAUUCGGCCAGCUCAUGUUCGUCACGUCGCUGGCCGUCUCCUGGGGGUACAAUUCCUGGCUAUCGUCGCUCGACAAGGAGAAAAUCCAAAGGGAAAUCUUGAUUAAGCAUAUCUUAGAUAAUCCUGAAAGAAGGAAGUUUAAUGUGACCACGAGGACGGCGCUGGCCGUUCUUGUCUGUCUAAUACUCUCUCCCGAGGACCCGGAAAGGGUCCUCCAGGACCUCGUCCCGAAUGACACGAAAGUGUGGCAUAGGUUCAGACGCGGUAUCGCCGAACGGAUGACCACGGGCAAGUCAGCGUUUACGUUGAGCAAGAGCGACUUGGAUGAUCUCUCCGACGAAGACCGGAGGCUUUUGGAAACGCUCUUCCAGGACGCGGAGGGGGCACGCAAGGGGUAUGCUGAGUAUUUCCCCAAGCGCGGCUAG
This is a messenger RNA of Fibroporia radiculosa, 1311 nucleotides long. RefSeq lists its product as uncharacterized. Lineage: Eukaryota; Fungi; Basidiomycota; Agaricomycetes; Polyporales; Fibroporiaceae. Bases 1 to 1311 code for a protein of 436 amino acids. The record is from RefSeq and is a predicted model, not a curated record. The transcript has a single exon.